Messenger RNA from Periophthalmus magnuspinnatus, 1580 nucleotides. RefSeq names its product LIM homeobox 8a (gene lhx8a). The transcript has 8 exons. Gene Ontology annotation, biological process: neuron differentiation; forebrain neuron development; regulation of transcription by RNA polymerase II. Gene Ontology annotation, cellular component: nucleus. Gene Ontology annotation, molecular function: RNA polymerase II transcription regulatory region sequence-specific DNA binding; DNA-binding transcription factor activity, RNA polymerase II-specific. Bases 192 to 1235 code for a protein of 347 amino acids. The record is from RefSeq and is a predicted model, not a curated record. NCBI's taxonomy places the organism in Eukaryota, Metazoa, Chordata, Actinopteri, Gobiiformes, Gobiidae.
AAUAAAGUGAUCAAAUGAGGCUAAAUGUUGGCCUUUUGGGGAGGCCUCUCGGGGAGUGGAUAAAGACCCAGUGGUUGCCCUGGUAACAUGGCAGAGGACUUCUUUACGCAUCAGUCCAGACUCGGUCUAGACCCAAACCAAACCAGUCAUCUUUACCUGGUCCAGACUCCAGGGCCUCGUCCUCAGAGGCAAUGAACGAGUUACAAGACUCGGGUUUGGAGGACGUGUUUUCACUGCACCAUGAGGACGACAGCCUUUUACUCGACGCUAGCUCUUCAGGUCCGGAUGAUAUUUUCGAGGAGGACUUAUACUCUCCCUCGUCCCUGUCCAGCUGCUCUUCCUCGGCCCUGGCAGUGACCUCUGUGCGGGGCAAUCCUGUGUGCUCCUCCUGCGGCCUGGACAUAGUGGACAGAUACCUGCUCAAGGUAAAUGAUUUGUGCUGGCAUGUGCGCUGCCUCUCAUGCAGUGUGUGUAACACAUCACUGGGCCGUCAUGUGAGCUGCUACAUCAAAGACAAACAAGUCUUCUGCAAAUUGGACUACUUUAGGAGGUAUGGAACUCGCUGUGCGCGCUGUGGCCGCAACAUAAACUCCAGUGACUGGGUGCGGCGUGCAAGAGGCAGCACUUUCCACCUGGCCUGUUUCUCCUGCACCUCCUGUAAGAGACAGCUGUCCACUGGGGAGGAGUGUGGACUGUUGGAGAACCGCAUCUUCUGUCGAACACAUUAUGACAUAAUGAUGGAUAAUAUAAAGCGGGCCAGAGAAAGUGAGCAACACAGAACUGAAGAAGAGAUGUCAGACAAGGAUUCAAACUCUGUGCCUAGACCAGCUAAAAGAGCUAGAACUAGUUUCACCGUUGAACAGUUACAGAUAAUGCAAAACCAAUUUGCCAAAGAUAAUAACCCUGAUGCCCAGACUCUGCAGAAGCUGGCUGAGCAGACUGGUCUCAGUCGGAGAGUUAUACAGGUUUGGUUUCAGAACUGCAGAGCUCGUCAGAAGAAGCAUGUCAAUCCACUUCCUGCUGCCACAGCCCUGAUGACUCUAUGCCCUGAUCAGCUGAGCCCUCUCAUGGAUGACCUUCAGUACAGCACAUAUCUGUCUUCAGAUACUCCACUCCUCACCACACUUACCUAUGUGGACGUUCCUAAUGCAGAUCCGCUGUUGCUGCAGCCGCUCCUCUCUCACUCUUUGACACAGCUGCCAGUCAGCCACGCCCAAGACUACUCAGAAGAUUAAUGCCACAGCCAUAAUGCACUCUUUCCUGAAGAAGUCCGUCUAAGGCUUUUUGUAAUCUGAAUAUGGAAGAAACUGAAUUUCAGUUCAAAACUCAAGAUGAUAUUAUUUCAGUUUAACAUGAAUUUAGAGGUGUGUUAAUGUCAAAUAUGGCUUUAUGCUUAAUGCAAUGUAUUUGUAAGCUACUUAAUUUAUUUUGAAUAAUAUAAUGAGAUUAGGCACUUUGUUGGAAAAUGUAGGACAACUUAAGUAUACAUUUAAUUUAAGGAUACGUGUUUAAUUUAAAAAGGGUGUUGAAAGUAUUAAUUUUCAAUUUUGACAUGGUGAAUAUAAGUUUGAAUAUCAACC